Messenger RNA from Kwoniella botswanensis, 603 nucleotides. RefSeq lists its product as uncharacterized. Gene Ontology annotation, cellular component: membrane; cytoplasm. The transcript has 8 exons. Bases 1 to 603 code for a protein of 200 amino acids. Lineage: Eukaryota; Fungi; Basidiomycota; Tremellomycetes; Tremellales; Cryptococcaceae. The record is from RefSeq and is a predicted model, not a curated record.
AUGGCACCUAGGUUUCUGUUGAACUUCGCAAGGUAUUACAAUUCGAAUUUCGAUCGUAGGCCCAUACCUACUUUGAUCAUUACCAAUGGAGUUUUGAAUACUAUCGCGGAUGCUCUGGCACAAACAUCCUCAAUAAUAUUACAUGACCCCACACCCACCUCGCCCACGCCAUCAUAUGACCCCGAACGUACCCUCCGAUUCGCAAUUUACGGUAUGGCUAUGGGACCCUUGAUAGGACAUUGGAUGAGGUUACUCGAAAGAGCUAUACCCGUUAGGAUAGGGUCGAAAGGCGCUGGGUUGGGGUUGGCAAAGAGGGUAGCGGCGGAUCAGUUGAUAAUGGCUCCAUUCGGUAUGUCACUAUUCAUAUCAUCGAUGGGUAUCAUGGAAGGCAAAUCCCUAGAAGGGAUACAAGAUAAAUUCUCGGAUAUGUACUAUCCCGCCUUAAUAGCCAAUUGGAAAGUAUGGCCUCUGAUCCAAACUAUAAAUUUCAAAUUGAUGCCAAUCCAAUAUCGUGUACCGUUCCAAUCGACUUGCGGUAUCGCUUGGACAUUGUAUCUUUCGUUACUGAAUGCCAAGGGUGAAGAAGGUAGUGCGAAAGAGUGA